Messenger RNA from Xyrauchen texanus (razorback sucker), 661 nucleotides. Its product is annotated as 60S ribosomal protein L17. Gene Ontology annotation, cellular component: ribosome; cytosolic large ribosomal subunit. Gene Ontology annotation, biological process: cytoplasmic translation. Gene Ontology annotation, molecular function: structural constituent of ribosome. The record is from RefSeq and is a predicted model, not a curated record. The transcript has 6 exons. NCBI's taxonomy places the organism in Eukaryota, Metazoa, Chordata, Actinopteri, Cypriniformes, Catostomidae. The coding region runs from base 74 to 628 and encodes 184 amino acids.
UGAGUCGUCUCGGAGUUCAUUUUCAGUGGUUUCUAACCCGCUUUUGUCUCUGUCCCAAUGCAGAUCUCCUAAAAUGGUCCGCUACUCUCUCGACCCAGAGAACCCGACUAAAUCAUGCAAGUCGAGGGGCUCCAACCUUCGUGUUCACUUCAAGAACACCCGUGAGACCGCUCAGGCCAUCAAAGGCAUGCACAUCCGCAAAGCUAACAAGUACCUGAAGGAUGUAAUGAUCAAGCACCAGUGUGUUCCUUUCCGUCGUUACAAUGGAGGUGUUGGUCGUUGUGCCCAGGCCAAGCAGCAUGGCUGGACUCAGGGACGCUGGCCCAAGAAAAGUGCAGAGUUUCUGCUCCAUAUGCUAAAGAACGCAGAAAGCAAUGCUGAGCUCAAGGGUUUGGAUGUGGACUCUCUGGUGAUUGAGCACAUCCAGGUGAACAAGGCCCCAAAGAUGCGAAGGCGCACGUAUCGUGCACACGGACGCAUCAACCCCUACAUGAGCUCCCCAUGCCACAUCGAAAUGAUCCUCACUGAGAAGGAGCAGAUUGUUCCCAAACCAGAAGAGGAGGUAUCUCAGAAGAAAAAGAUUUCCCAGAAGAAACUGAAGAAGCAGAAGCUUAUGGCUCGGGAGUAAAUGUAAAUAAAGUCCAACAUUCGUACUACACAA